This is a messenger RNA of Acipenser ruthenus (sterlet), 4435 nucleotides long. It is a transcript of the gene ankrd33ba, whose product is annotated as ankyrin repeat domain 33ba. The transcript has 4 exons. The record is from RefSeq and is a predicted model, not a curated record. Gene Ontology annotation, molecular function: protein binding. Lineage: Eukaryota; Metazoa; Chordata; Actinopteri; Acipenseriformes; Acipenseridae. The coding region runs from base 375 to 1922 and encodes 515 amino acids.
UAGUUGUGGUUCUGGAUGUAGCUGUAAAUUUUCUGUAUCCGAAAAGAAUGAGAACUGUAAACUCAAAGCGGAGAUCGAAGUUUAUGGUGAUUUCCACAAGAAGAUGGAAUUUCCAGAAUGGAAAACACUUCGUUUUCAUAUUGACAGUCUAAUUAUGCUGGUUUAUAAUACGCACAAUUUUUUCAAUGCGAGAAUUGUUUUUCCAAUAUCCCAAAUUGGUAUCUAGGAUGAAUAUUUAUAAAAAGUGGGCCACCAUGGAACUGUAAUUACCAACUUUAGCCUUAAGAGUUUACAUGUUGACCCAAGAGGGUCCAGAACUUCUUGGAUUUGUACUUUAGUUUUCCGCCUGGCAACUUUAUCAAUAGGAGCGUUAAAUGGUGCUGAUCGCGGACGACGGGGAUGGAGGAGCACCCUCUUCUGUGAAACUAACUGGGCAAAUUCAGCAAACUAAAAGUGGGAGCAAUGUGGUGAUCGUUGCAGACGCAGAGGUUUCUUUCCCGGAAACAAAUGUUGAAUCUGAUCAUUUCACCAGUUGCGAGAGUUUAGAUCAGGAGGAAGAUGAUUAUGAGGAGUAUGAUGAUUUUUCCGAGUUGCCCGAUACCUGCAGUAUCGCCUCGGAUGAUUCGUUCUACCCGCCCGACAGCCUCCUGUCAAUCUCCGAUACACAGAGAGGGGAGACUUCAGAGAGCCCCACACCCAUCUCCUUUUUCCAAGCUUGCUGCACGAACAAACCCCUCAUGGUUAAAGUCAUGAUCAGACAGGGAGUUACAGAAGAUCAAGUCAGGGAAACUGAUAAAAACAACCGGACUGGGCUGAUAGUUGCUUGUUACCAAGGCUUUGUGGACAUAGUGAUAAAUCUUGCUCAAUGCCCCUACAUUGAUGUAAACUGGCAAGACAAUGAAGGAAACACUGCUCUCAUAACUGCUUCCCAAGCAGGGCACAUAACUAUCUUGAACUACUUGCUGAAUUACUACCCUGGCCUGGACAUUGAGAGGAGGAAUGUAUACGGAUUCACACCACUGAUGAAAGCUGCAAUGCAGGGGCGAGCCGAGUGCGUCAGAACCUUAUUGUUAGCAGGUGCAGAUUUUCAAGCUACAGACCCUGGUCGGAUGUUGACACCCAGAGAAUGGGCGCUGUUCACUGGACGCUUCGAAACAGCCUACCUGAUACACCGGCUGCUGGUCCGGCCUUGCCCGGAACAGUUCUCUGCCUCUUAUAAACCUGAGUGGCCCAGACUCAAGGAGCUAGUGGCCAAGGCAAGAGUGGAGAAGGGCUGCUUACAGAGGCUCUCGGAGAGAGUACGCUCUAUGUUCACCUUCAACUUACCCCACGACCCUGAAGAAAAUGGUGUCAUGGACCAUAUGGUUAGGAUGACAACAAGCCUGGGCAGCCCUUUUAUAGCAACAGCCUGCCAAACAGUGUGUCCUGACAGCCCGCCCUCUGUGGGCAAACAGCGUUUUUCUGUACAGGAGAUCUUAAGGAAGCAACGGGUAGAGCAGUUAAAGAAUCAGGGCCCUGAGCAUCUCAACAAAUAUAAGAAGCUCUUUCAGAACUCACAGGUUUUGUUGGUUCCUAAAAAGAAAGACAGGAGGGCCAGCCUGCAGCCUAACAGUCUGUAUGUCAAUUCAGCAAAGACUGUGGCUGUGAGGCGCAGCAGCCUGCUGCCUCUGCACCUGCUGAGGAGGAGAAGCGUGCGCCCCGGCAUUGUGGUGCCCAAGGUGCGAGUGUCCAAAGCACCUCCUCCCACUUAUGAGCCUGAGAAGGUGAGGAGAAAAAGCAGCUGUAAAGAUAACCAGUUUCUUCAGCCUCCCAAGUGGAGGUACAAGGAGCUAAAGGAGGAGCGGAAGAAGGCAGAAGAGGAGGAGAGGAAGAAAGCUGAGGAAGCAAUCCAGAAACGUUUGGCUGCAGGGAAGAAAGUGUGACCUUUCCUGUCAGCCCUGGCUAUAAAGACUUUUUGUUGAAGAUUAGGUUUAACAGAUUAAGGGCUUGCUGCUAAGCUAAUUCUAUUCUAGGAUGUUUCAAAUUUGCUUUGCAGAAUUUCUUACUUGGGCUAUAUAUUUAUUUUUUCCCUUAUUUAUUUAUUUUGAAGCUGAUGAUGCUUUUUGUUUAAGUGGGAGACAGUCUGAAAUUAUUCACACAAAACCAGCAGAAAUAUUUGAAGAACCAGGAUUUCUGUGUUGCGCUUAAACUUUGGAAAUGGCAUGGAAAUAUAGGACAUUCAUACAGUUGCAUAACUUUGGAAGCCAAUUAUCCACCAGUGUUUCUGGGGUAAAGGUGAUUGGAGGGGUUAACAAAAUGCUGUUUUUAAAGUCUAAGCUGCAAAAGUCUUGUGUGAUGUUUUGUGGAAGGUACUUAAUACUAAAAAAAUAAUUGCUUAUGCUGACAGCAACAUUAUUUUACAAUAAAAAUGUAGGGUUUAUGUUUUAAUGCAGAUCAAACAUAAGUAGAAACAUAUCACACAUUUUCCCUCUACUCUUGAUAGUAAGGAAAAAAGAGAAAAAAAAGGAAAGUUCAUUGAUUACUGUUGGUUCCACUGCUGCUUACUAAAAGGAUGCUGACUUUGUUAAGGAAAACAAUGUCUGAGGGUUACACAAUGUUUGACUAAACGUCUCCCCAAGGCUGUCUUUAAACCUUUGCGGAUAUUGUGAAUAACACUUACUGCUGCUAACUGUACCUGAAUAUUUGGUGUUGCUUUGAGUGAGACAAUAAAAGCCAGGUUUCCAAAAAGAUGCCUGCUGCUAAUAAUCGCCUUGACCAAAGGCACAUUUUUUUAAAUUGGCAUCUACAGUCACUGAUGUUUUACACUAUAUAGCAACAUACCUAAUAUGCACAUUUUGAAACAUUAAACAUUAACACUAGAACCGCCGAGAUUUCGGACUACAUACAACUGCCGCACCUGCAAAAUGUGCGGCUCCAUUUUAAAACGGUUUGAUAUGAAAAUGAAAAACAAUCAGAUAUAACUUAAUAUUUUUUUUUUUAUUUAUGAACAUCAUACAUAACAUUUUCUGAGUAGAAACGCCGUAUUUACAUUGAAAAUAAAACUUUUUUUUUUUUCAAAAAGAGCACAGAUACAUAAACGUGAAAACUAAUAAAAUAAACUUCAGGCAAUAAACUUCUGUGUAAACAGGUGUAGAAAACUGUAUGCACAUAUACCAUUAUAAAACAUAAAUAACUACUUUUAAAAAUAGCAUAAAACAAAAAUAUAACAUAAAUUACGCAACGUGAAAGCGCUUUGACUGAAGCAGUUCAAAGGCUCUGUCUAUCUGUUCAGCGUUCUACAGCUUUCGAAGUACAACCUACGCAGAAAACACGCUUUUCAACCGUACCCGUGCAUUUGCCACAGAAUGCCUUUUCACAACGGGCGCAGACAUCAAAAGUUCUGUUUUUAUUGCAUUUAGCAACCUGGCAUUGUCUUUUAUUCCGUGUGCCAGUGGGCACAGCGCUGGCUGAAGGUUGAGGGGCAUUUGCCAGCCGGCUUUCGUCUCUUAUCAAAAUGUUUCUGCCGUAGUUCCCGGCUAGCUGCAAAAUGAAGCUUCUCCGAGUGAUUGUGCUGCCGGUGCACUCCUUGUACAAAACCAAAGCGCCAGGUACAAAACAUUAUAAAAAACAGACACAGGCCACCUGCGAGUACCACCUUUGACAGAAUACAGCUGUGCCAUUUGAUCCAGUAUAUACACACCGUACUUCGUUGCGUUGUAAAAUGCAACAGUCUCUUCCUUUCGUUUAGCAUCAGUCCCCAUGGUCACUGAUCUGUGCAGAGGGCUUAGAUACGCACAUUUUUUAUUUUUUUUGCACCAACACAUAGGGUGGCACAGUCGUUUUGCCUGAGAAAUGUAGUGUAAAUAAUAACAAUAUAAGAUGUGUAGAAUGACUUUCAUCAGUGUUUCAAGCACGCAACAGGAUUAUAAUACUAGGCUAUUUCACAAUGACUGAUUUUAUUACAAAGCCCAGGCUAAAUUGUGGGCUAUAUUGUAUUGAUUUCAAUAUGGUGCAUAAACUGCGGGUCUGGCGGUUGAAGAAGCAAGUGCUUAUAACUUAUUCAUGUUUACGAUUCUGUAGCUGAAACACCGUAUGGGUAUUUAAUUAAAAUCUUUAGUAACACUUAAGAACGGACAUGCACGAGAUAUUCACAUACACUGAGAUAUUUAAAUUUGAAUUGCAAAAGCUGUUCAAAAGCGGCUAUGGCGGUGCUAGUGUUAAGGGGUGUAAAUACAUGUUAAGGAAAACAACACAAAAAGACAAAAGAUGGGUUAAAAAUGUGAUUUUUUUUCUUCUACAAAUAAGCUGUAACACCAACUACACACGUGCAUCUGUAUUAAAAUGUUCACAGGUGCAUAUAAGGUAACAGGCUGAUUUUCAAAGGUUUUUCUAAUUUCUGUACCGUUAUUUUUUAUUUAUUUAUUUAUUUAUUUAUUUAUUUAUUUAUUCAUUUAUU